AUGUCCAACCAACCACCCCAUGCCUUCGGUGGCCACCCGAAUUACUCGCAGUGGCCUCCACCAUAUCCAUCGAUGCUCCCUCCCGAUUUUCACACAAACCCGGAACAUUUGGCGGGGGCUCAAGUUCCACCCUUCAAUCCAAACCAUCCUUUGGAUCCUAACAUGGCGGCGUUCUACGCAAAUGCGCAACUCUCGGGACCUGUCAGCCAUGGUCACCCAUUCUACCCACCUCCAUUCCCGUUCAUGAAUCCGUUCGACCCGUCGCAAAUUCCUCCCCAACCUUUCCCCCCCUUUCCCUUGCCGCCUCUGGAUUAUGCAUCAAUGCAGGCGCCCGCAGGGUCCUCGAAUCCAAAGCCAGUACCCACAAAAGUGCCUACAAUCCACGAAAAUGUUCGACCCCACCCCCAGCCGCAGCCUAACCCAAAGGCUGCUUCCAUCGACCGCAUUCGCGAGGAAGGGGAAGUUAGCGAGGAAGAAUCCGGACGGUCAAGUUCGACGAAAGAUUCCAAGGCCUCUAGCUCCGCCACGUGGAAACGCAAACCUAGUCACCAUUCCGAAAUGGAAGAAGGGGAAACAACAUCAUCAAGGUCGCGCUCUUCAAGCAGGAGCAGUACACCUUAUAAUCCCCCUCUUUCCGUGGCUGCAGACCCUGAGGUCCUGGAUCGCGCGAUCGAAAUGCAAAAACGAGAAACUACCACGACUUCAAAAGAAUCUGAGUUAUCGAGGGCAGCAAAGCUUCGCGUGCAAGCCCAGGGUGCCCUUCUCAGUCUAGUGCCCCAUAAUAUCCAAUACAAUGAACUGGUGGCAGAAGGCCUGAACCCAGAAAUCUUACGGGAGCUUUACAAACAGGUUGGGAUCAAAGUUGUCACUGAGGCAGAUAAACCCGUUCCGAAUGCAACAUCUCAAGUUCCCGUGUCGAUCAAGCAAGCAGAAUCGGCUGCGCCAAAGAAAGUCGAUAAUGGCCGACAGAAGUCUUCAACUGCACUUCCAACUCCUUCAUCAGCCACAUCUUCCGCUCCUCAGUCUGACUCGGGGAAGCCAAUGGAGAGAAAAGAGGUGAUCGCCAGAAUGCUUGCUGCUAAGGCCGCAAAAGCGUCCGAGGCAGUAACUAAGGCGGUGUCAAGGGAACCCUCAAGCGUUGCAGUCACUCCAACCCCAUCUGCUACUCCCAGCGAGGGUCUGGUUACAACUGUGGUUCCUAUGAGGGAGAAGAACAAGGCCCAGACGGAGUUGGCAAGACAAAGAAUUGAAGAGCUCAAAAGGCAAGCACUUUUAAAGAGCCAACAAAAGGCCCAGCUUAAUCAACCUAGCAAUGCCCCUCAGGUUGAUCGACCUGCAGAGGAUUCGAGUUCUGCGACCCAAACCGUUCAGCAUCCACUGCCCGUUCGUCCUCCUGCACCUCAAACUUCGGAAUUCGCCACAAUUCCAGGACUAUCUAUGACUGGGUUGAAGACAGAUUCAAACUCAAAGAACCCUACCGAUGCCCCGCGGGGAUUUGCUGUCGACUCGACACCUGUUUCCCGAGCCGGGCAGCGUAAACGGCCUCGGGCCUCGGAUUUUGACGAGCCUGAUGCGGCUUACAAAAAGCCAACGGUUUAUGGAAAAAGCCAUUCGGGCCCUGCAGAUCGCCUCAUCAUUGAAUUCAGUGAUGAUGAUGAGGAUGAAUCACUGUAUGGAGAUGACACCGGCGCCAUGGAUGUGGACUCUAAUCAUGAACCGGAGGCUCAGCCUGCGAUGGUUAUUGAUAAUUCUCGACCCGCUCUCCAAAAGUACCCAUCAUCUACUUCAACGCCGCAGGGUUUUCCAUGGCAAAGUGACAGCGAAAGCAUGCGACAGAAGGACUUGGAGAUCCAGGAAAUGCAUCGUAAGAUAGCACUUCUUACGGCACAAGCAAAGGCGAAAAAGGCAAAAUUAGCUGCCAAUCGCACUGAAUCUCCCCGUACAAUCGAUGGUUCAACUGCGUCCUCACCAUCGGCAGAGAUUUUGAGUCCCGUGGGCGGUUCCACUGCCGCUACUUCAUCUCUCCCAGCGUCAACCGCAAAGGCAGCGCCUGGCCAAGCCGGGGCACAGCAUAUUGCCCAGACUGAAGGUAAAUGCUCCUCGAAUCGACCUCCUAUCGCAUUCUCGUAUCAAAUCCCUAACAAUACAUUCGCAGUGUCUUCGAGCCCUCAGGCACCAGCCUCUGUAAGCAUGCAAGAAAAUGAUUCGGGUGAUGAAUCUAGCACCAUCCCACAGGCUAUUUCAACGGUACCCUUGGUCACUGAACAGCCCGUCAACUCUCAUAUCAAUCCGCACAACGAUUAUUCUGCAUCCCCUUCCAGUCCCACUCAGUCCGACUCUUCUAGCUCUGCUAUGGACGAGUCUGAGGAUAUCUCAAGUUCUCGCGAGAGUUCUGCCAGUGAAGAAGAGCCUGCGACGUUUGGUGAACAACCAAUAUUGGGACUUGUGGCCACCGCCCAGCCUGAGGGCACAAAUCCCAUUGUGAACGGUUUUACCGAUUCACUCAGCACUGAAGAAGGCCCGAGUGAGCGAGAAUCUCCUGCCGAGCCCCCGGUCUUGGAUGUUCCAGCCACCUCUCUGUCUUCCGGGGAUCAUGCCGACUUUGCUCCUAGCCACACCAUAUCUGAAGGUUCAUCACUCGAUAUGACUCAAAGCAUUGUCACCGUGGAGGAUCCUGGAAACCAGGAAACCCUUGUCGAGCAGUCUCUCCGAGAAUCAUCUUGUGCAUCAGAAGAAUCGGACGCAUAUGAACCUCCAGAGGCCGACACUACAUCAGAGCCCAAUUCACCUUACAGCCCUCCUUUCAGCCCCGCUCCUCAUGCUCCUUUAGAUGAUCCGGAGAACUCGAUGGCUAUGCUGGACGAUCUUCCAGCCGAUAAACCACUAACGGACACCCCCCAGGUGCCGGUAACAGCACCGCACCCAGAUUCUCAGGUCGAAACACUCGGUAACCGAACGUCAUCUGCAUCGGCCACCUCGCAGUCAAAGUUUACUCCUUACGUCAGCCCUUUGCGUUCUUUUAAGGCGUAUCGAUACCACCCUGCCUACGCUGAAAAUGUUUCGGACGGCUACCGUUCGCUAACCUACAGCCAUGAAAUUAACGAGGAUACUUGCCUUUGCCCUUACGAAUUGGCUGGUGGUGUGUGCAAUGAUCGGUCUUGUCAAUUCCAACAUUUCCGGGACAUGACUCUUAGCGAUGACAAGAUUCUCAUCGAAAUGGGCUCCGUUCGAGAGGGCCAAACCGAAGAAGAAAAAGAAACCUAUCUUGCCGGGUUGAAGGAGAUCAUCAACGAGAUGCGACGUGACAAGGUGAAAGAUUUCAGCACCGUGGCUUCUGAGAUAGCCGCAUACCGUAGGCGCUUUCUCCAAGACCCUUCGCGUGUUUUGUCCCUGUAA
Messenger RNA from Penicillium odoratum, 3396 nucleotides. RefSeq lists its product as uncharacterized. The record is from RefSeq and is a predicted model, not a curated record. Lineage: Eukaryota; Fungi; Ascomycota; Eurotiomycetes; Eurotiales; Aspergillaceae. Gene Ontology annotation, cellular component: exosome (RNase complex); nucleus. The transcript has 4 exons. Bases 1 to 3396 code for a protein of 1131 amino acids.